Pelmatolapia mariae (spotted tilapia) is the source of this 2894-nucleotide messenger RNA. It is a transcript of the gene rogdi, whose product is annotated as rogdi atypical leucine zipper. The record is from RefSeq and is a predicted model, not a curated record. Lineage: Eukaryota; Metazoa; Chordata; Actinopteri; Cichliformes; Cichlidae. Bases 209 to 1105 code for a protein of 298 amino acids. The transcript has 12 exons. Gene Ontology annotation, cellular component: RAVE complex.
AAAUAAUACAAAUGUAGCUUCAUUUUCUCGUGGCGUAACUAAUCAAACUAAAUGCAGCAGCCGGAAACUAAAGAGGAGAAACAUCAUCUGUGUGUAACGACAGCACACAGUGAAGGCAACAGAGCUUCCAAAGGCUACCGUGAGACGGCUUCAUCCCGAGCGAAACAGAGGCCGGUGUUUGGGGAUUUGUUUUUGGUGCCAGGACAAAAUGCUGAACCCGCAGAGGUCUCUGUCGGAGCUGCCGAAGACGUCGACGGCCAGUCAGGUGGAGCGCGUUGUGCUGGAGGAGGAGUUCAACUGGCUGCUUAAAGAAGAAGUGCACGCUGUCUUAAAGCAGCUCCAAGAUGUUCUCAAGGAGGCAUCCAGACGUUUCUCCAUGCCGACACCAGGCUUUGAAAAUCAGCUUAAACAGGAGAACUUCAUCCUUGGCAGCUCAACCAGCAUGGAUCAAGUGAAGGGCGUGCUGACUCUGCAGGGGGAAGUGCUGACUCAGGCUGAUAUCAACCUGAAGGUUGCAAAGAGCAGCCAAGUGUUGCACUUCCAGUUUAGAGAAGACAAGCAGUGGAAACUGCAACAGAUCCAAGAUGCCAGGAACCACGUGAACCAGGCUCUGCAGCUGCUGAGCAGCCGUGACGAGAGCUACCACUUCAAGUCUGGGGCUGAGGUUAACAAGCUCAUGGAUGGAGUGAUGCUGCAGCUUACACGAGCUCGAAACCGCCUCACUACCCCAGCCUCCAUGACGCUGCCUGAGCUGGCUGCCAGCGGUUUGAUGAAAAUGUUCUCUCCUCCCAUACCCGGGGAUGUCAUGGUCAACUUUUACAUCAACUUAAGCAAACUGUGUCUGACUGUGUACCAGCUCCACGUGCUGCCUCCUAACACCACCAAGAAUUUCAAGCCUGCUGGAAGCUCAGUGUUGCACAGCCCUGGAGCAAUGUUUGAGCUCAACAACAACCGGUUUGAGGUGAGCCAUGUUCACAAAGUUGAGUGUGUGGUGCCUUGGCUGAGUGACACGCUGGUGUUCUUCACCAUAUCCCUGCAGCUCUGUCAGCAGCUGAAGGACAAGAUAUCGGUUUUCUCCAGUUUCUGGAACUACAGACCUUUUUAAUCCUGCAGCCCGUCAUCCUCCAGGCUCCGCUCGGACUCAAACUUAGCACUCUGUUGUAAAGGAAGUGUUCAUUAUUUUAGGUAUUUGAAAUGCAGUGUGAUGUCAGAGCGCUAAAGCUCCGCCCCCAGUGAUGUUAGCCCAGAUAGCUGACAGUCCUGUCAGUGCGUCUCAGUACUGACGUGUGGAUUCAUAUCAUUUGGUUCACUUUAAUAGAAUUAUUUGUUACCCACACUCACAUUCCUAAUUGUAUUUAUUGAGUUGUUUUGUAGAACACUAAUUUUGUACUUCAAGUAAUUCAUCUUUUCUUGUACUUGCUCUGUCGCAGCAUUCUUACAUGGUGAUCGCUUUGAACGUUUCCUCAUAGUAAAGUCCUGCUUUACUACUGUAGUACUGGUACUGUAGUACUGUAGUACUGGUACACAGGUGGAUACCACAAGCCUGUGACUGUGCUGUAAAAUGCUCAGAGUAAAACAGUCUAAAUAAUGCCACUAACAGCGUCAUAUAUUCACUCUGCUGCAUAAUAUUAACCUCACACGUGCAGCAGUAAUGCUGUGUAACAUUGCCUGUGCGUUACUGUUAUGACGCACAUGGAAAAGGCAGUUUUAGUGGCAGCCAAGCACAUCAUUUGGAGUGGGAACAUGAGGAGGAGGAAUCUGUGAUGAAGGUAACAAUAGUUUUCUGUAUUUUUGAUGGAACUAAGAAAGUAAACAAAGGAGAAAGGUCUUUGAAGAAGCUCCUGUUCUGUUUCUCCUGCCGUAGCACCUUUUUAAUCUUCCCACAAGAAACAAACCACUCCACAGUUCAUACCAACAAACCUGCUCCACAGUGCGUCGAGGACAGGGCUCUGCCUCUGGAGGCUGUCAUCACUGUAGCAGGACCAGGUCAUUUGGGGUGUAAUGAGUUGCAGUUUGGACAUAGAUGUCAGCUGUUCAGCUCAUUUUACCUGUCACUAGCUGAUUGGUUGAUCUGUGUAUGUAGAUACUGAGAUGCCUGAAAUGCUUCUUCACAGAUCUGAGCGCUCUAAUUUAUCUUGUUUCCAGUUUUAUAUGGUGCACAAUCAAUAGAGGAAGUGUUUCUCUAGCUCUAGUACAACCUCUUCCUCCGACGAAUUAUUUCCCUCAUUCAGUAUGUGGGUGUGUGUGACACAGUACAGUAAGAAUCAAACAUUGUUGUAAUGGGUAAAAUAUCUGUUAGGAGUAAUAUCAAGGAUAUGCCACAGUCUCCCCCUGUGGUCUGCUUUAGAGAGAACCAUGCACGGCGUAUAUUUGCAUGUGUCAUGGCGCUCCUCCAGUCUCGUUUUGUUCAGAUUGUCGUGCACAGUCCUGAUGUGCUGGGUUUGUAGAAAGCUGCACACCGUCCUGAGCUCAGUACAGAUGGCAGCACGUUUGUUUCAGAACAGCAGAAGCUGUAAGAAAAGAACCUGACGAGCAGGAUGACCAUAAACACAUUUGUUGUGCAAACUGAUAAACAUGAACACAAACAUGGCACCCGCUGGAGCAGGGCCCUUUAUCCCCUUCAUCUCACAUUCCCUGUUUGGUACUACAUGAAUUUAUUUAAAUAAGCUACAUGUGACAUCAUCUGUUGCUGUUUGUAUUCGUUUUGUCUCGUGUUGAUUUUCUUUGAACCAAAUACUAUUGUAGACAUGAACAAAUGACUUCAUUCCACUAAGUAUUAAUGUAUUUAAAAGCCUGUCAUGUAAAAUGUGGAAUGUGUGCAAUUAAACUUUUGUCCUGUUGAACUCUCUCUUUGGUGAUCUGAAGAUACAUGUAAUAAAAAAGUCAUCACUAAA